AUGAGCCAUUCAGACUCUUCAGGAACCCAUGAGCCUAAGGCUCACUUGGAGAUCUAUAGCGAACCUAUAGGGGAUGACUAUAAAGAACGGGAAAUACGAUAUGGUCGAGAAUAUCCUCAGAAACAUGGUGACCGACACCCCUGGCCAAUCGAUGAGUACGAAGAAUCGCGACAACCCGUUCGACUACAAGAACUAGAGCAGUGGGGACACCAAUUUUCGAUAACAACACGAACAGGAAAUGUGCUUGAUCUGAGGACUGGCUUUGGUCUAUGGGCAAUGCACUUUGCUGACAAGAAUCCUGGUUGCCGGGUUUUUGGCGUUGAUUUUGUGUAUAUGCAGCCUUGGGAGGUACCCUUGAACUGUGAUUUUCACAUUAUUGAUCUUACACAACCUGAUUGGUGGGAAAUAUAUGUGGACAUCAGCCUCGUGCAUAUCAAUGACCUCGGCGGUGACAUCUCGCUGCUGAAAUGUCUACUGGCUGGAGCAUUCAGAUGCUGUAUGCCAUGUGGAGUGGUAGAGCUCCACGGAAUCACACUCGAUCUUUACAACCGAAAAGGCCCGGCGUAUAGUUUCUACAAAGAUCUACAGACAGCCUACUAUAAAGAUGAAAGACAGCUCAGUUUACCUGAACGGUAUGGCAGUGAACUAUCAAAUCAUGGCUUUAUCAAUGUGGCUUCGCAUCAGUAUAGGAUCCCUUUAAAGUCGGAAUACUCUACCCAUUUACAAAAGAGGUUCCUAAAGACCUGGCUCGAUGGUCUAGAGGCACUCGCCCUUGAUUUGAUGACGAAACAUCUGGGAUGGACACGCGAAAGAACAUUACUUGAAUGCGCAUUGGCACGUGAGGAGCUUCACAAUGGAACCGAUGGAUUCCUAACUAUGUAA
Molecule: messenger RNA, 882 nt
Organism: Aspergillus luchuensis
Lineage: Eukaryota; Fungi; Ascomycota; Eurotiomycetes; Eurotiales; Aspergillaceae
Exons: 8
Coding region: 1-882 (293 amino acids)
Source: RefSeq, a predicted model, not a curated record